Mugil cephalus (flathead mullet) is the source of this 8904-nucleotide messenger RNA. RefSeq names its product pleckstrin homology-like domain, family B, member 1b (gene phldb1b). NCBI's taxonomy places the organism in Eukaryota, Metazoa, Chordata, Actinopteri, Mugiliformes, Mugilidae. Gene Ontology annotation, molecular function: protein binding. Gene Ontology annotation, cellular component: basal cortex. The transcript has 26 exons. Bases 364 to 5181 code for a protein of 1605 amino acids. The record is from RefSeq and is a predicted model, not a curated record. Gene Ontology annotation, biological process: regulation of microtubule cytoskeleton organization.
GAGUGUCAGCCACAUGGCUUUAGCCCAGUGUGUGUUGUGACAGUGAGAGACAGAGUGUGCGUGUGUGUGUGUGCAUCAAGGAGAGACAGUGAGUGAGAGACCCCGACAAAAGGAGGGAGAGAGAACAGAGAAAGACGCUUCCUCUUUGGAUCCCAGUCAGAGUUUGCCCUUCUUCUUUUUGCUCUUCUUCUUUGUGUCUUUUGAAUUUUGGGAACGAGCAGCAGUCCUGUCUUUAUGAGCAGCCGCAGCAGCGUGUUUGUUUAGUCCUGGGGUUUUAGUGGACUGCCCUGCUGCACACGCCCACGACACCUCCAUCAGGAUCUUCAUGUGUCGCAGGGAGCUGGACAGGACAGCUCAGUGGACAUGGACCGCCUGAACAGGAACAUGCCGGAGUGUGGACGGCAAACUCACCAGGUCUUGCAGAGCACCCCGCUGGACCUGAUCGAGACCGGGAAGGGGCUGAAGUUCCAGGCAGAGCGCCCCCACCUGGUCAGCCUGGGUAGCGGGCGACUGAGCACCGCCAUCACCCUGCUGCCCCUGCCUGAGGGUCGGACCACUAUCGGUCAUGGUCUCAUGGACAUCAGCAUCCAGGGCCCUGGUGUGGCCGCCCAGCACUGCUACAUAGAGAAUAGAUCAGGGGUCAUCACGUUGCAUCCGUGUGGGAAUCUCUGUGCUGUUGAUGGGCUCCAGAUCAAACAGCCCACCCGCCUCUCACAAGGCUGCAUGCUGUGUUUUGGCCAGUCAGCAUUCUUCCGCUUCAACCACCCCGAGGAAGCCUCCAGGAUGAAGAGCAUGAUGCCCCAGGGAGGAAGCGUCUCCACCAGGGACUACAGACUAUGCACAGACACAGAGAGUUUGGUCAAUGGGAAUCACCAGGCCAGUCCAGGCCAGUCUCCCCCAGCUCCUGGAGAGAAAGUCCAGUCUGAGCACAGUGCGAUCGUCAGCUCUAUUGAGAAGGACCUCCAGGAGAUCAUGGACUCCCUAGUCAUGGAUGACCCUCAGCCUUCUUCCUCGGAGGCAAAAAAACCUCCUGGAGGUCACUCCCCCCUGUCACCCAUGGUCAAUGGAGGGGGUCGUUAUCUAUUGUCCCCUCCUACCAGCCCAGGGGCCAUGUCUGUGGGCUCUAGCUAUGAGAAUACAUCCCCUCCUUUCUCCCCGCUAUCCUCCCCCUCAGCGGCCAGCAGUGGGAGCAUUACCAGCCCCUCUCCUAGUGGAGGACCCCAGGACCAGAGUUCUUCUCUGCCGCCAGUGCCUGUACGCUCCUCUAGCUACAACUUCACCACCCAGCCUCCGCCUGUACCCCAGCCACGGACCAUACUGCCUAACUUCAGCAGCAGCGGGGUGGGCCACAAAGUUCAGGAGAGCCCCAGGCUGCAGCGAAAGGUCUUAACAGAAGCUCCUGCAAGCCCCAAGCCAAGCCGCAGAGGACUAGGCCAAGAUGGGCCUGAGAGCCCUCGACAGACCUCCUUUCUGUCUUCUAACGAAUCUCUUAGUAGCAGAAACGUUGUGCCAAGUAGCCCAAGACUUACUCCCAAAUUUCCCACCUUUCCAUCACCAUCGCCAUCCAGCCCAAGGACCAAGACUACCACGGUGCUCCAGGAAAGGCCUGCCAGCCCCUUUAGAGAGCAGACCAGUCUAAGUGAUCACUCCCUUACCUCUAGCCCCCCCAGGCAGCUUUCUCAACCAACCAGAGCCUUCCAGCCUCCCCUGGACCCCAUCGUCCAUAUCAUUCAAGGUUCCCCACUCCAGCAGCAUCCACGCUCGCUGCAGCCCCCUGAAAGCCCUCGCAUGGCCAGGAGAAACAUGGAACUGAAUGGGGGAAGUGGAGGGAGCAGUAGUAUGAGAGAGCUGCCACCUUUAAGUCCAUCCCUGGCUCGGAGAGGGGUUCCAGUUCUCCCAGGGGCGCUUCCAGGGACAGUUCCCACAAUGAGGACUCCAGACAGCCCCUCAGGUCUGAGCAAGCUUGUCCCAGAGAGUCCCAGACUUCGACGCAAGACUGGAUCUACAUCAGAGGAACCAACAUGCAGCAGAGGAAUUCGAGCUCGCAGUCCAUCGCCCACCUCCAUGAUGAUGGAGGGCAGUGGUGGCACCGGGGUACGGAAGGCGAGCUUUGGGAAUUCCUUGUCCCCUGCUUACAGCCUUGGUUCCCUACCCGGUUCAUCCCCUGUAGCCAGUCCCAGGACCCACAGGAAGAUGUCCUCAGGGAGACCCCACCCUGGCAUGAGAGAGAGGAAGAACAGCAUCACAGAGAUCAGUGACAACGAGGAUGAGCUGCUGGAGUACCAUCGACGACAGAGAGAGGAGAGGCUUCGAGAGCAGGAGAUGGAGAAACUGGAGAGACAGCGACUAGAGACCAUCCUAAACCUGUGCGCUGAGUACAACAAAGGAGAGACCUCCGGCCUGGAUCCUCUGUCCUCGGGGAGGAGCGGUUUCCCUGGGUUUAUGUCCGAUGGCUCUGGACGUAGACCAUCUAUGGAGAAUAUCCUAGGAGGCACGCCGUCCUCAAGUAUGCUCCGCCUGGCGCAGAGGCAGAGGGAGAGCGACGAGGAGAACCUGAAGGAGGAGUGUAGUAGUACUGAGAGCACUCAUCAGGAGGUGAGGACAUCUGCUCCCAGCGCAGCUUCAGCACUGCACAAUGGAGACCGACAGCAUGAGGACUCUUCCAUUUCAGGCAGCGCAGGUCGUUUGGAGCUGGGUUACUUGGAGGAUGAGCGGGUUCGCGUUCUGGCUCGGAUCGAUGAGCUCAAAACCCGCCUAACCGAACUGGAGCAACAACUCCAGGAGUCCAAACAAGAGGCGGAGAUGGAGCGUGCCUUGCUGCAGGGCGAGAGGCAAGCAGAGCUGGACCAGAUCGAGGCUGAAACGGACAUAAUCACUCAGCUGCAGCACAAGCUGGACGAGCUGGAGAGCGCCAUCCAAAGGGAGAAAGACAAGGAGAGGGCUAAUGUUGAGGCCGAGCGCCGGGCCCUGCAGAGCCUCCAGGAGGGCUACGCUGAGCUGAAGAACCAGCUACAUAACUGUCCCGAGUCCCUGCGGGAACAGUUACAGGAACAGCUCAAAAGGGAUGGAGAGGCGCUGGAAGCGGGGACUAAAAAGUUUGAGGACUUGGAGUUCCAGCAGCUGGAGAGAGAAAGCAGCCUGGAGGAGGAGAGAGAGACCAUCAGCCAGCAGCUACUGCAGGAGAGAGCAGAGUACAACAGCAGUGUGGCCAAGAGGAAGGACAAGGUGUCCGCUCUGGAGAACCAGGCCAAUCAGCUCGGCCUGCAGGCCUCUCAGGAGUGCGAGCGACUGGCCAAAGACAGGACGCUCGUGCUGCAGAUGCUCCAAAAGGAGAAGGAGCGACUCUCGGCCUUGGAGAAGAGAUACCACAGCCUGACUGGAGGAAAGAGCUUCCCCAAGUCUUCCACUGCCAUGAGGGAGGGAGCGCUCCAUAUCAGCGAGGCCGACCUGCUGUUGGAGGACGUCCACUCCUCCCAGCGCUCCCUCUGUCGAGCCUCUCCUUCCUACUUACAUCCCUCCCCUCCCUGUCAGUUGUACCCCAGCAGCCCGACGGAGGAGUAUGUGACAGUGGGCCAGUUAAAUCAGAUGUAUGGGAUGCCAAAGGUGGAGUCGUCCCCUACCUCCCCGCUCCACCGGUCCCUGCCGCCCGGAGCAGUGGACCCCGCCUUCUCCUGCUUCUCCUCUCCUCAUGGCUCCUCCCUCUCUCUCUCUGUGGAGCACCAGUCUGAGGGCAGUAGGCCUCACCUCCCCAAGCUAGAUUUAGAGCAGUGGUACCAGGAGCUGAUGGCUUGCUCCAGCCAACUCUGUCCUCCGGCUCUGCCGGCCAAGUCACUGUCAGGCCGCAGACCUGUGCUGCAGGUGUUCCGCUCCAAACUGGACAGCGACCCAGGCCUCUCUAUCCAUCAGCCUAAAUCAGGCUCUGCCUCCCCUCUGCUGCACGGAGCGGCUACACUGGGACGCAACUCAAACUCAAAGAGCCCCCUGCUGGCGGUCGGUAGCACUGGAAGUCUGCCCAGGAACCUGGCUGCGACCCUGCAGGACAUCGAGACCAAGAGACAGCUCGCCCUGCAGCAGAAAGAGCCCCAGACCUCCAGACAGAACACCACAGAGGGAAGCUCAGCAGGUCAGCAGGUGAUCGAUGAGCAGCGCCGUCGUCUGGCUGAGCUCAAGCAGAGAGCAGCGGCCGAGGCCCAGUGCCAGUGGGAUGCGCUCCACGGCUCCCAGACUCACCUCAUGACUUCGUCCUCCCCGUCGCCCUCCUACUCCCCCAUCCUGGCUUACAGCCCCGCGUUGAGCCACAACUCUAUGGGCCCACCUCCUAUGGUCCAUCACUCUAUCCUUCACCACCAGCCUCCGUCGGCUGGAGAGCAGCCCUACGACACGCUGAGCCUGGAAAGCUCGGACAGCAUGGACACCAGCGUGUCCACUGGGAACAACUCGGCCUGCUCGCCUGAUAACAUGUCCAGUGUUGGAGGGGUGGACGCUCUGAAGAUUGAGGAGAUGGAGAAAAUGCUGAAGGAGGCGCAGCUGGAGAAAGCCAGACUUAUCGAGUCGCGGGAACGAGAGAGCCUGGCUCGCCGUCAGAUGCUGGAGGAGGAGAGGAGGAGGAGGGAGGAGGCAGAGAAGAGACUGCAGGAUGAAACUUUCCACCGGCAGCAGCUAGUGGAGAAGGAGGUCAAGAUGAGGUCCAAGAACUUCUCUCAGGCCCGUCCUAUGACCCGCUACCUGCCCAUCAGGAAGGAGGAGUUCGACCUGCGCUCGCACGUUGAGUCGUCGGGCCACAGCGUGGAUACGUGCUACCACGUCAUCCUCACCGAGAAGAUGUGCAAGGGCUACCUGGUGAAGAUGGGAGGAAAGAUCAAGUCCUGGAAGAAGCGCUGGUUCGUCUUCGACCGCCUCAAAAGAACGUUCGCCUAUUAUGUUGACAAACACGAGACCAAGCUGAAGGGGGUGAUUUACUUCCAGGCUAUAGAAGAGGUCUAUUACGAUCACCUGCGCAGCGCCACGAAGAAGGGAUUUUUCAACUUGAAUAUGACCAGUAGCCCCAACCCAUCCCUGACCUUCUGCGUCAAGACCCACGACCGGCUCUACUACAUGGUGGCCCCCUCGGGCGAGGCCAUGAGGAUCUGGAUGGACGUGAUCGUCACAGGGGCAGAGGGAUACACGCAGUUCAUGAACUGAGAGGCGCGGUCAGGGCGCAGGUAGCAUCGGCAGGGACUCUCCCAUCACAGACUCUACCCCCCCCCUGUUUCCAGUCCACCGCGGACACAGCGCCUUGUUUGUUACUUUUACGUUUUUAAUCUCACACUUUUGAUUUUACUGAGUAGAUGUUUCCACCUCCACAUUUUCUAUGUGAUUCUGUUUUGGAUUGAAAAAGGGAGCCCAUAGUGGACACACACACACACACACUUCUGUAUAUAAACCAAAACGUAUACCUGUCAAAGACUCUGCAAAGCCUUUCUAAAUUGCCAAAUGGAGAUCUUGUAGUUACUGUUAGUUGAAUCUUUUGUAUUAUUUGUUUCCUUUACUUCUUUUUUUUUUACUCAUAGAGACAAUUGCCAAAUGACACAACGCCAAUGUUUUUGUUUGACUGUUCCGUCACAACUCUGCUAAGUAGGACAGAGACCGUUCAGUAUAGUCUGUAAUCGUUAUAGAAAUAUAUCUGAAAGAAUAUUGUAUAAAUAUAUGAGAUACUAGAAUCCAGUCCGUCGGCAGGGGCGCGAGAGGAUCAGAGAGUCCAGCACAUUUGUUUGUUAACGGCGAAGCACAGUAGAGCACUGCAUCCUCCGAGUCCACAGCGGUCACGUGGCCUCGCUGCUGCUGAAGAGCAGACUGAAGACCAAACCAAGCAGCAUCUACGGCAAACGAAGUUAUCCACAUCUACGUCCUGGUCACGACGGUCCUUCACACAGGCUCACCAAAGCACUCCUCGACACGCUGUCAGACUUUGACCCUCUACGCUCAGGAGUUCAUGCUGCAGUUCUCACUAUGUUUUGAUCAGGACAGGGUUUAGAAAGUCACUAAUCAGUACUGAAGCUGCUCAUCAACGCUGGUCUGAGUAGCAAAUCGAAGCUUCAUGACUGGAACCAUCCACACACACUAGAAAGGAAGUUAAAGCCAGAGGACAGUUAGCUUAGCUUAGCAUAAAGACUGGAAGCAAUGAAAUCUGACAAUGCGGCUGUUGGUGUAAAAACCUCAAGUUGUGGUUUUGUGCUUUAGAUGCAUUUGUUUUUGUCUUUAUGCUAAGCUAGCCAUCUCAAAACUAUGCUAACUGCCUGACCCUGUUCUCUGACUGUUUCUUGUGUAAGUUGUACGCUAGGAAUUUAACCUUAAGCUAACUGGUUGGCCUUUCUCCGAGUCUUAAUGCUAAGCUAACCAACACCUGGCUGAACUUUCAUGAAAAAACUAAUUGGCAUCAAUCCCUGUGCUUAAUUCUUCAGGAACUGUUAAAGAUUUCUUAUAAGAAAAGCUCUAACACGAAGAAAUACUCUUCAUCUCUUCUUUGACAGCUUCAGAUACGGAGCGAUGUUUCUAUCUGAGAUAAGCUCAGCAUACAUUUAAAUAAUCAUCACAUUUUGAUGAAAUUCAAAAGAGGCCACUCACAUCAACUGCAGGACACUCAACACUCAGAGGGUGACCGCCAAUAAAAAAAAAAAAAACAAAAACUGUAUUAUUGGUCUCACCAAAGCUGCCACGUUCUCAUUGAACUUUUGAGUCUGUUGAAUAUCACACUGUGUCUGUAUGAAGCCGCCAUGUUGCCAAGUCAGUGGUCAAACUGCAUAUCUGCGUAUAAAGAGGAAACUCGUCUAUUUGCCAAGUAGCCUUUAGCUAACUUGAUGAUGCGGAUACUCAGCUGGGGAGCAGCCAUCAUCACUGCCAGCCUAAAGCAGCAGCCACCGGGGAGGGGGGCGCUACAGAGACCCCACUUUAACACAGACCCACACAGGAUCAACACUACGGACUAAUGCAAUUCAGAACCGUGCCUUGACUAUGUGUCGUUAUCGAUGUUGCCGUUGUCUGUGAGUCCAGCGCAGCCUCUCAGGGUGGAGGCUACAAUCGUAUGAAUGCAUUUAAAUGUGUGUUUCUAAGCUGUAACGCAGUACGGGAACAGGUUUGCAUGAGGGUUUCUACUGAACUACAGGGGCGCCUGCCUGUAGCAACGUUACAGGCAGAGAUACCAGAGGCCUUGAGCACCGUGGGGAUCAGCGGGGUCACUGUUUGAACAGACGUAACAUUAAGGCAAUCCUUUCCUAGGUGUUUCUGUAUGUGAUUCAGUCUCCGAAAGAUAUUUGUUUGCCUCUACAAGAGCAAAAUUCCCCUUGAUGAUGUCACAAUGAUGUCAUCAAGGAUAUAUUUGCCUGCUGGGAUGAAAACGGAGUAGUUCAACAAUGUGGGGAUUUUGCAGUCUUGUAGAAUAUGCUAUUAAAGUUGUCCGCCAGUGUCCACACACUGUGAAAAUGUAGUCAAAGCCAAGAGACAGCUUAGCUUAGCAUAAAGACUGGAAGCAUUGGAAUGUGGCUAUCCUGGCUCGUUGUUUAAAAAAAAAAACACAAAUCGAGUUUCACAGGCUGUUUGUACUUGUUGGUCCAGCCAGCAGCAUUUCACAUUGUUUUCACAUGGUCUUUAUGCUAAGCUAGUUAUCUCCAAUCUGUUCCUUAAUCCUUUAUGCCCUAGCUGAACCAGACGGGAAGUGUGGACCCAGCUGCCCCCUGGUUGACCCAGUUCUGCAACUGUUGUUUAUGUAAGUGGUGGACAGGUAGUUUUAGCAUUCUUAAUGCUAAGCUAAGCUAGCCUACCCCUGGCUAUAGCUUCAUAUUUACAGAAACUAAAACCUAAACAUCAUCAUUCCUGUUAUCGGACUCUGAAGAAAACAUUUGUAAUGUCCUAAAGGAAAAGCUCUGCGAUGAAGAAAUGUACCUUAGCACUUCUUCUACAUCUUUGAAAAUGGAAAUCUUCACUGUUUUUUAUUUUGGACUGUUUCAUUUGAACCAGUCCCACGCUGGUUCCCCAGUGUGUGUGAUAGUGAAGGGUUAGCGCGACUAAACCUUUACCUGCAAGACUGCUUAUAGACUGAUUUUGGCUGCAACCUUAUUAUUAGACUUUAUAUUUAUUUGCCUUAAACAAACGUAAGAAAGCAGUUAAGUCGACCCCUGCUCUGCAUCCCCACUGUGGCCCGAGGCCUGCGUGCAUGAGGAUGGAUAAAGAAAUCCCACAUCUUCAGCUUUAACAGGCAGUCUUCAUCGUAAAGUGUGGAUCAUCACAUUGUGAAUCUAUUGAUGGGCAGGUUAUAGUCAGCAGCUUUCGGAUGCCGUUUGUUUUUUUUUUUUUUUUUUUGCAGAGGACGGACUGCUGUGAGUUAUGGAGCAUGUGGAACUGCUGUUUAGUUUCAUGCGUCGGUACAGUAAUGAUAAUUUAUGGUUGUGGUGCCUCAGAUAGUGACAUGUUUACUUCUAUCGAGCAAAGUAGAAGACUAGUGAAAAGACCUUAAUAUAUUCUGUCCCCCUUGCCUUUACUUUCCCUGCACAGCUAACGAGUGCAAACCAAACUAUUCAACACUGGCAAGGCUGUUAAAUCAUGUCUGUUGAUAGUAGGUGGUGUAUACAUUACUGUUGGUGUCUAUGUGGAAAAGAGAGAAAAACUAAUUAUGCUGUAAAGAGGAUGCCUGAAUGAAUACAAUGAUUUUACUAUUGCAAUGAACCAGUAUUGUAUGAAAAGAAGUACAGUUUUUACUUAUUUUUGAAAUUUUAUUGUCAGUCAGUUACAUUUCAAAUUGUAUGGUAGUGAUGUAUAAAUCUACCUUUUUUUUUAAAAACUGGUACAGCAGAACACACGUCUGCAAACAGACACGCACACACACACACACACACACACACACACACACACACACACACACACACACACACA